Babesia microti strain RI is the source of this 5766-nucleotide messenger RNA. RefSeq lists its product as hypothetical. Lineage: Eukaryota; Apicomplexa; Aconoidasida; Piroplasmida; Babesiidae. The coding region runs from base 1 to 5766 and encodes 1921 amino acids. The record is from RefSeq and is a predicted model, not a curated record. The transcript has a single exon.
AUGGACAAGAUCAAAGCAUUUGCAGAAAACAAGCUCGAGCAGUUUGGGUUGGUAAAGCAGUCCCAGCCACCUCCUGCGGCCCAGCCUGCACAACAGGCGCCGGCAGAUUUGUCGCAAAACACAAAUUUACCACAGACGAACGAAGAACCUUCGCAGCCCUCUCCACCGCCCCCAACGGCCGAGCAGGGCCACUCUGCGGAGCUGGACAGCCAGAACUCCAACGUUGCCUUCCAAGAUUCGCCGAUAUAUACCUUACCAGCGUUUUUGGACGCCAUAAAUGAGAAGGUUGAGGAGAGGGGCGACACUUCUGAGGAGCAAAAGUACUGGUCCUACCCCCGCCGUUGGAUAUUUACAAUAUCCGGAAUUACCCUCGAAAACUACAACCCUGAGCCCUUGACUUGUUUUAUUGAAUUUAAAAUAGGAGGUACCCGAACGGAAUGCCGAGUGCAAUCCAACACAGGUUCGGAAAUUCGCAUUUUACACAAGGGGGAGAAUAAGAACUCGGUCCGCACGCCAAUUGUGGACAAUGUGACAACCACGGCUAGGCAAUUUGAUUUUACCUACACUGAUGAAUACAGAGGGAGUUAUUUGGAUUUGGAGGUUGAAAAGUUCAGUGUGAGGUUAUGGAGAUAUCGGCGUUUCAGCAUAAACGUAUUAGAGGGCAUGUACGAGGACCAGUUGCUAAACAUUGCCAAGGGCCAUGUCAAGCGCAAGGUAACACUGAAGGCUGACGAUAAGCCCAGGGCUAAGCUAUUGUUUUCAAUAUCGUUUCAGGAACUGUAUGACUUUGAGCUAUCGUUUCUCUCGUGGUCCGCUCAUGGUAUAUUUUCGUCAAGUGCCCUUUCGCGAAUUUUAGCCACAAAAGGCAUUCCGGCACAGGAGAAAAUGGCUGGGCGUAAGGGCAGGGCGAUCCGUUCUGCCUCUAGUGGACAUAGCUGGUUUGGCAGGCUGAUGGGUGUUUUCCAUAUCUCCCAUGGAGCGCCGCGAGGGCCAAUAGGGGCGGGUGACAGAGAAGGUACCAACUUGGCUCCCACAGGGCAAAACUCUGAGGAAAUGGCUGAAAUAGACCAAAAAAUAUCAGGCAAAGCUGAUUACGCAGAGCAUCUGAAAGAGAUAACAAACCAUGCAGCUUCAGAGCUUUGUAGCAGUUCAUUUGUAAUUUUGCGAGAUUUAGAUGCGCUCAAGAUGAAAUUUUCAUCAUCAUUUCAAUUGCGUGUCAAACUAAAGGGCAACGGUGUGACAAUUGGUAACUCCCUCAAAAGUGCAGAGUCAAAAUCAUUAAACAAUACUUAUGCGUGGGAGAAUCUGGGAGAAAUUUACUAUCGAGGAACACGAUCCGAACUCGAAAAAUGCGUCCUGCAGAUUUCAGUUGUUGAUAUUCAGGGUAAGAAUAAGAACACUGUGGCAUCCUGCCAUGUACCCCUCCGGGUGGUAGUCGACCACCCCACUGUAAAAAAGGAUUUUGAGCCACCUCUAUGGCUAGUACACCAAGCUAAACUAGAAAAAUGGACUGAAUCUCUUAGCAACAUAAAUUUCGGUUACAUACAGGGUAUGAUCCAAGUCUGUAACGUUCCUAGAUACAGACAAAAGACUACAUUCAAUCCAGUUGUCCUUCAUGAAUCCGCUACAAACGGUGCCUCUGCCUAUAUAGUCGCCAAUGUGGCACUGGAUCAACUGGUGGCUGACCAGAAAGCCCUAGUAAAAAUGAUUGGGGCAGGGCUUGGGAGGAGAAAUGGUGGCGAUUUUAGCGCUCAAUUGUUCGCAGAGCUCUCCUGGAUGAAUGUUAUCUGCAGCGAAAAUUUUGAUCUGCGGAUAAGUAACGGUUCCUGUGUAGAUUUAAGAGCCAAUCAAUCCGCGUGUGAGAUGGCCAUCGGGGUAGACGAUAUCAUGGGGUCCAAGCCCUCAGAGCUUACUAUCUCCUCCGCGCCAGUCAUACGGUUAGACAUCUAUGCCAGGGCAUUCCUGGCAGACGGCGCCGGCGAGCCUGAGGGCACGAGUCAACUGAGCUGCCGUGUUGUCCACCUGGGAGGAAACUCUGUCUCUCCGGCGGAAAUCUUUUAUACAUCUAAAGGGGCCCUCCGCCAAAAAAUUAGCAAGGCACAUUCGCUAGACCUGCCUUUGGCCCCUCCGGGGCACUCUAAGCGGGAUAAACUCUACGAAACCCGCGGAUUCACGGAACAACUACCGCUGGUACCCAUGGGAGCCACGGCAACAGAAGAUCUCCCAUGUGUGCAGUUCUCCCUAUGGACUUACCCACAGGUUCAGAUCGUCACCGGUGAACGGCGAGUAGACACUCGUCAGACAAAUAAAGGGAGAGUGGUUACUGGGCUAAAUAGACAGUAUAAAAGUUUCUAUAUGCGUUGUAGUGAAUGCUGGGUAAAAGCGGCGCAAUUAUUAGGUACCGCGCCACUAAAUCUCGAAUGCACGCUCCAGGACGGUCAGCUGGUCUUCGUACAGUCACUUUUAGUGCCAAUAAUGCCGCCUUCACUACUUGACAAUCCCAAUUUCCUAUUCCAGUUCAUCCUCUCCAUACCCUUCAGAAGCGAUACUUCUCCUCGCCAUGUACAGACUCCAUAUUUCACCCUCAAACUGCGUAGGGGCAACCUCCUGGACCAUGCCAUACUCUUCGCCUGCCUGCUCCUAGGGCUAUCCAGAAAACAUGACCCAAAGUUACUCAUCCCAGCCGGGGGGGCUCCAAACCUCUAUGCCUGCGGAAGGCUUGCCGUAGACAUAGCGGGAGAGACCUUCUUCUUUGACGUUGCUAGUGGAACUAGGACCAGUGCCCGUUCCAGGGGCGCUAAUACCGCUCCCCCAGGCUAUAUCAUCACAUCCACCAACGCUUAUAUGGUCAUCCGCCCCGCCCAGGGCGAUUCUAUAUCUGAUAUGAUCGCCCACUCCUACUCUUUUUUCCCCUGUUUUGAGGAUGAUAAGUCUCCCUUUUGUUUAGAGGGCUUUGCUGCCACCUCAUGCUGGCAUUUUGAUCUUGCUGCUUUUUCUGGGCUUAUGCCUCAAUCUGAGGCCAUAGCAACCGGGAAAAUUCUUGAGAUGCGCUUGGAAAAGGCUAUAAAUACUCAUAGGAGUGCGCAAAAUCUCCAAACGCGAUGGAACAAAGACUCUUUGCUCUGUGAAUACCUAGCCAAGGGCUCCAGCCUGCUCUUCCGGGUAAAAUCUAGCGUUAGUGAAAUAGAACAAAUCGCUAGGGCUGAGUUCUGUGAGUGGAAGGAGGCCCUUUGUUCUAAGGUACCACCCUCACAUCAGAUUAUUUGCAGGUCCUUCACUUUCCUUGAUACUAACGUGGGGCUACUUAUGGACACAUUGAAGGCCAAUAUGGGAGGGUAUAUUGACUCCCGUGAUGAUAAUGCCUCCUUCUCCCACUCAGUUUCCGUCUUUGCCCUACCUUCUGGACUUAUAGUCGUAUACCUUAUGUUCCUUAUCUCUGUAAAAAUACAUGAACGUGACAGGCGUAAACUAGUUUACAUGGAACGUCUACGGAAUAGAACCGCCCCUCCUGAACUUAUCUCUAAAAAAUCAAACCUCUCGGAUAUGUUAGAGGAGUCUCCAGAAGCAUUAAAGUCCGAUGAGUGCCUCAACCGCAGCAAAUCUAGACAUAAAGAAGAGGAGGGUACAGGGCAUAAGACCCAUCGCAGCAAAUCUAGACAUAAAGAAGAGGAGGGUACAGGGCAAAAUACCCACCAUAGUGAAUCCGUCAAUAAAGAAGAGGAGGGUUCAGGGCAUAAGACCCACCGCAGUAAAUCUAAGCAUAAAGAGGAGCCCCCCUCCCCUAUACCUUGCGAUGAAUAUGAAGAUCGACCCCUAGAUACCGCCACAUACGGAUCUUCCAAUCUUCUGAAUGAAGAAGAAAUCGUUACAAGUGCUUACCGGUUGGAUGAUUUUAUAUCUCCUUCCGAUGAUGCCUAUUCCUUGGAUGGGCCCUCGUCGUUACCCGUAACCUCCACCAAUGGCCUCUCGAAUGUGGCAGUAGAAGGCUUUGAAAAUGAUUCACCAAUAUUAAUUUGCCCUCAGCCAGAAGAAAAUGUGGAUGUUGAUCCAUUGGAUGAUAAAUCUAAGCAUAAAGAAGAGGAGGGUACAGGGCAUAAGACCCAUCGCAGCAAAUCUAGACAUAAAGAAGAGGAGGGUACAGGGCAUAAGACCCACCGCAGCAAAUCUAGACAUAAAGAAGAGGAGGGUUCAGGGCAUAAGACCCACCGCAGCAAAUCUAGACAUAAAGAAGAGGAGGGUUCAGGGCAUAAGACCCACCGCAGCAAAUCUAGACAUAAAGAAGAGGAGGGUUCAGGGCAUAAGACCCACCGCAGCAAAUCUAGACAUAAAGAAGAGGAGGGUUCAGGGCAUAAGACCCAUCGCAGCAAAUCUAGACAUAAAGAAGAGGAGGGUUCAGGGCAUAAGACCCACCGCAGCAAAUCUAGACAUAAAGAAGAGGAGGGUACAGGGCAAAAUACCCACCAUAGUGAAUCCGUCAAUAAAGAAGAGGAGGGUUCAGGGCAUAAGACCCACCGCAGUAAAUCUAAGCAUAAAGAGGAGCCCCCCUCCCCUAUACCUUGCGAUGAAUAUGAAGAUCGACCCCUAGAUACCGCCACAUACGGAUCUUCCAAUCUUCUGAAUGAAGAAGAAAUCGUUACAAGUGCUUACCGGUUGGAUGAUUUUAUAUCUCCUUCCGAUGAUGCCUAUUCCUUGGAUGGGCCCUCGUCGUUACCCGUAACCUCCACCAAUGGCCUCUCGAAUGUGGCAGUAGAAGGCUUUGAAAAUGAUUCACCAAUAUUAAUUUGCCCUCAGCCAGAAGAAAAUGUGGAUGUUGAUCCAUUGGAUGAUAAAUCUAAGCAUAAAGAAGAGGAGGGUACAGGGCAUAAGACCCAUCGCAGCAAAUCUAGACAUAAAGAAGAGGAGGGUACAGGGCAUAAGACCCACCGCAGCAAAUCUAGACAUAAAGAAGAGGAGGGUUCAGGGCAUAAGACCCACCGCAGCAAAUCUAGACAUAAAGAAGAGGAGGGUUCAGGGCAUAAGACCCACCGCAGCAAAUCUAGACAUAAAGAAGAGGAGGGUUCAGGGCAUAAGACCCACCGCAGCAAAUCUAGACAUAAAGAAGAGGAGGGUUCAGGGCAUAAGACCCAUCGCAGCAAAUCUAGACAUAAAGAAGAGGAGGGUUCAGGGCAUAAGACCCACCGCAGCAAAUCUAGACAUAAAGAAGAGGAGGGUACAGGGCAUAAGACCCAUCGCAGUAAAUCUGCCCACAAAAAGCGUCCAUCAGAAUCAUACGGUGGGAAUCGCCACCUCAACGAAACAGAGUUGUUACCUGAAGGCACCAUCGCAAACCCAAGUCAUGAAAUCACCAAUGAAGUGGUGAAAACACACUCCUAUUCCAGCUAUUCCUCCCCAAUUAAAUCCCUACUCAACAGCCUCGAUGCAUUUCUCCCUAAAUAUGCCACUAAUGAUGGAGUAAAUGCAGUUGAUUCUGAGAAUUUGGACAAGGCUCUAUCCAAGACUCCAGAAACGAACAAAGGGCUUUUUGAAAUAGCUGAGGGUGAUAUAUCCCCAGUGGUUGCACCAGAGGCCAUGUUUCAAAUGCCUAAAAUCAACAAUACAUAUAUGGAACCGCAAGAUAAUACGUGCGAAAUAAGGGAUGAGGGUUCGAAUCAGUCGGAAAUUGCAAUAAACCUAUUCAGAAAGUCCAGCACAAAAGAUUUUCCCGGAAAUAAUUCUCGAGACGAUAAUAGCGGAUCUAGUGACGAUCUUUUUAGGAGGUUCUUUUAA